This is a messenger RNA of Salvia hispanica, 1881 nucleotides long. The record is from RefSeq and is a predicted model, not a curated record. NCBI's taxonomy places the organism in Eukaryota, Viridiplantae, Streptophyta, Magnoliopsida, Lamiales, Lamiaceae.
AUGGAACAGCUGGAGAAGACUAUUCUAACUGCCCUAGGGAAGAGCGACUCACCGGGUCCAACAGAUAAAGAAAAACAAGCACUGGGUCCGAAGAAUGGUGGUCCGAUGGGAAUCAAAAUCCUCAACUCCAGAUUACUAACUCAGAAGGAAACCAAGGGAACCAACCCAACUGGCCCGGAAGGAAUCAAGAGGGACAGGGCAACUGGAAUCAAGGAGCACAAGGGAAGCUCAUAUGUACCCCCACACCAGAGGAACAACAACUAUCAGGGACCAGGGAAUCAGUACAACAAUAACCAAGGAGGUCAAGGAAACUUUCGCCCGCCUCAAGGGGGUGGACCAAAUCAUAGUCAAGGGCCAAGUGGCAGUCAACCGAACUCUCGGACCCAGAGGAAUCUGGAUGAUAUGGUUCAUGACCUAGUGAGUUCUCAACAGCACAUGCAAAACAACUUGCUGGCAAAUAAUGACGUGGUCCACAAGCUCCAGGAUGCUCAGCAGGAACACAAGGCCGCGAUGGAUCUAAUGUCGAAGCAAUUAUCUCAGAUCGCAACGUCCCUGAGCGACAUGCGAGGAAAUGAAGGAAGGAUUCCAGCCUCAGUAAAGCCACCAGAAAAGGCAAAUAUCAGCCAAGUUACCCUGAGAUCCGGGAAAGCAUAUGAAGGACCCAAGCUGAAGGAAAAUGAUGAAAUGCCAGUACCGAUGAGCGAAGAUGAUAUCCACCCGGUCCAGCAAAAAGAAGAAAAACUGAAAAAGAGAAAGGAGAGGCGGAAGAGCCCUCUAAGGAAGAUCCGACCAACGCAGCAAAGAGGAUUAAAACCUUUCCCCUACCGAGGGGAUGCCAAGAAGAAAAAGGACAACCCCGUGGAUUUCAUGGAGAUCUUUGGGAAGCUGGAGAUCAAUCUCCCGUUCCUGGAGGCUAUGAAGCUCCCCCCGUUCAGCAAAUUCAUUAAGAAGUUCAUUGCGGGAAAGGCAAAAUCCGAUGGAAAGAUCGUGAUCGGGGAGAAUGUAUCUGCAGUAAUUCAAAAGAGGAUAAUGUCGUCGAAGCAAACUGACCCAGGUAUGUUUACCUUACCUAUCACUAUAGGAGGUGUCAGAGUCGAGCAUGCUAUGUGUGAUCUAGGUGCAUCUAUUAAUGUGUUACCGCUUUCCAUAUAUAAAAAACUGGUAGGAGCAAGAAUGACUGAUACGAACGUGGUGAUCCAGUUAGCUGAUAGAUCAUGCAUUAGCCCUGAAGGAGUGUUAGAAAAUUUGAUAGUUCAAGUUCAUGAUUUUCUAUACCCUGCCGAUUUCCAUGUGAUUGACAACGAAACUGCUGAGUCCAGUGGCGUACUUUUGGGAAGACCAUUUUUGAGGACCACUAAGACUAUAAUUGACGUUUUUGAUGGCACCAUCUGUUUAGAUUAUAAUGGGGAGAAAUUCACUUUUAGUAUUGAUGAAGCUAUGAGGAAACCACUUGACAUGGAAAACCUCCAUUUUGUUGAUGUGAUUAACCCCCUGGUCCAGGAGUUUCUUGAGACCGAACUAUUGCAAGAACAGACUGAUACCUCGGAGAUGACCGAAUCCAUGAGGAAAGAAGUUGCAGGAUGGUGUGAAGUAGUUAUUAAGCAAGGGCUAUCUGAUGAGGAAAUCACAAAGGCAACAAUGGAUUUUUGUGGCAAGACAGGAUCCCCUGGGUCCAAAGGAUCAGUCCAACUGGCCAGUGUGGAAAAGUUUCCAGAGUUGGACGAGCGGGUCAAGAAAGGAAUGGAGAAGAAUCCGUUUCCACCUGAAGUACCCCCUCCAAAGAAAGAGUUGAAGAACCUUCCUCCGGGUCUGAAGUAUGCCUACUUGGGCGAAGGUGAAUCUCUACCUGUCAUAAUCAACAACCUUCUGACCCAGGAGUAG